AUGACGUGUGCCAAGGAUCAUCUGAACCUGCACUGGGGUUCAGAUGAUCCUUGGCAUACAUCACAAUUUGGCAUUGUUGCCCAUCCAGACGUCUUUCAACUUGAACAAACAAAUCCACCACGCACACAGUGGAUUGGUUUACAUUUGUUUGAACCAGACGCUGUUGUCUCUCAUUACCUUUGGUGUUCUGAGGUGGAAUACAUAGGACUUAACGAUGCGAAGAUGUUAUUGUCCAAAUUCCUUUCUGACAUUCCAAGUCAAGAGGUCUAUGACAUGAGAUGCGAUGUAUGCUCAGGAGGCAUAGGACAUAGGCAGUGGUAUCCAAUGCUUUUUUCUUUUUGA
Molecule: messenger RNA, 342 nt
Organism: Laccaria bicolor S238N-H82
Lineage: Eukaryota; Fungi; Basidiomycota; Agaricomycetes; Agaricales; Hydnangiaceae
Exons: 7
Coding region: 1-342 (113 amino acids)
Source: RefSeq, a predicted model, not a curated record